GUAUUCAUCAUGAUAUCGUGUUUGCCAGCGUUUCUUGGCUGAUGCCUUUGAAACACAUACGGCGGUCUUAGCAUCAGAAUGUGCUCUAGUCUUGAUUCAUCAUACUUACUGCGCAUGGUUCAGCUUGCAAUGCAGCUCACUGCAAUGAAUUAGAAGGGGAAAGCUGAGGCUCUUUCUUAUACCCGGUUCUACACAUGGUCUAUGCGUGAUAGUGGAGAACAAUAUAAAGCAGUUCGUGUCAGAUCGUAACACUCCAACGGUAUUUCCAGACCGUUUGAAACAACUCCAGGCUCUUAACCUCCUUGGGGUUUCCCGAUGCGUUCGGUGUUAUUUCAGGGAUGAUCGAGGGCACUGCAAUGGGAGGCAAGGCAGCUCUCGAACCCCACAGACCCUUCGGGCCGUCGAUUUUCUAACAAACGCCUGCGGCGGGUAACUCAGGUCACCUCUAUUAGUGGCGUUCAUUCAGGAAGUUCCAAAGGCAGCCACUCAGUGGCUUUUAGCAGGUCCACGAGGCGGCGCAGGAAGGUAUAUAAGGACCCUUCUUUUUCUUCUUUUUGUUCCUUGUCGUCCCUCAUCAUCUCUUACUACCACUACUACUGACGAAUCUUCCUCACGACCACCCACACUUUUUCAGUCACGAUGAUCUCCAAAACCUCUGUCUUCGCCCUUUUCUUCUUCUUGUCCACUUUCUUCUCCUUUGCUCUUGCCCUGCCUACCCGCGUUUCUGCUAAGCGAGACGUGUAUGUGCCACCCGUUAUCAGCCCAAAUAAUGCCACCGUUUGGACGGUUGGACAGACUUACAACGUCACCUGGAACACCACAAACCCCCCAGCGCAGAUAAGUAACCCUCGGGGGAACAUCUAUCUCCGUCAAGGAAACGACACCCUCCUUAACCCGACCUUGGCAUCUAACUUUUCUAUGCUGGCCGGUUCUCAAGAGGUGACGGUGCCUGAUGUUACUCCAGGCAGUGAUUACCGUAUCGUUCUGUUCGGUGACUCUGGUGACUGGAGUGGGGUGUUUGCUAUCGCUGCUGCCUCUAGCUCCGAUUGAGGCAAUAAGCACAACGACAUUUGUGGACUAUGGCUUCCUCGUUGAUUAGUAACAAAGAGAAAAGAUACAAAAGGGAAGGACAUUCUUCAUCAUGACACGAACAAUUGCACUCGGACUUUACUUUUGCACUGGACAUUGGACUUUUUGCGCAUGGACGCUCUGGACUUUUUGUGUUGUACAGUUACUGACGUACUUUGAACACAUUACACAUCACCCCCUUAACCCUUUCUUCCUCCGCUUUCCUUUUGAUCUACCUUAUCCGACUCCUACCCCACACCUUGCUGUUUGAUUUGGUUGUAGCUUGUGCAUGUAACAGAUAGCUUUCAGCUUAGUCGAAUACAUGUUCAAGUCGAUGCUUUUAUGAUACCCCGUUUGCG
Molecule: messenger RNA, 1427 nt
Organism: Serpula lacrymans var. lacrymans S7.9
Lineage: Eukaryota; Fungi; Basidiomycota; Agaricomycetes; Boletales; Serpulaceae
Exons: 5
Coding region: 640-1050 (136 amino acids)
Source: RefSeq, a predicted model, not a curated record